Porites evermanni is the source of this 5725-nucleotide messenger RNA. The record is from the annotation of a GenBank genome assembly. Lineage: Eukaryota; Metazoa; Cnidaria; Anthozoa; Scleractinia; Poritidae.
AUGAACUUUGUCAAGAUUUUUUGGAUUGGAAUUUCGUACCUCGUGGCUAUCUGGACUAUCUGUGUGGCAGUGCCGCUUCUAAGUUAUGAAGGUUUGUGGUACUGUUCUGUCAGAUAUGACCUGUUUACAAGGAACGUUGCCUCCGCCUCAGCAAUGAAUCACGCUUAAUUUAAUUCAGAGACGUGUUUGAUGUCAACAAGUUUUUGAUUCGAUUCAUUGCAAAGGGCAGGGCUAGACUUAAAUUUGUUAGCUUUAUGCUUAAUUAGCCUCUAGGCAGUAGCUAACUGUGAAUCUGUCUGGCAUGUCAAAGAGAUUAAAAUUAGUGAAGCGAUUACUCGAUCUUGUUCUAAAUGUCGUUUCACUUAAAGAUCCUCUCAAAGAUAAAGAUAGAAAAAUAUUCUGUCCCAUGCAAGUGUUGCAUAAAAAACCAGAGUUUUCAAAAGAGGGUGUGUCUUUGUCUCUGAUUCAUCCAAAACCUCUUCCUGUAUCUCUUUCCGUACGUUUUUCACUAAAUUGUCUACUAAAGAUCCCAGCUUGGCGGAGCCAUGUCCAGCCCUGGCCAUGAAAUCCAGAGUUUCUUCACUUCUUACUUAGUUCCACACUUCUCAGAGGUGUGGAAGUGUGGAGUAGUCCGACAAAGUAAGGAUAUUGUCGCACUUUUCCCCCAGUCAUGAACCCUUUGUCAUUCUUUACUUAGUUCUACACUUCUCAGAGGUCUGGAAGUGUGGAAUAGUCCGACAAAGUAAGGAUAUUGUCGCACUUUUCCCCCAGUCAUGAACCCUUUGUCAUUCUUUACUUAGUUCUACACUUCCCAGAGGUCUGGAAGUGUGGAAAAGUCUGACAAAGUAAGGGUAUUGUCGCACUUUUCCCCCAGUCAUGAACCCUUUGUCAUUCUUUACUUAGUUCUACACUUCCCAGAGGUCUGGAAGUGUGGAAUAGUCCGACAAAGUAAGGAUAUUGUUGCACUUUUCCCCCAGUCAUGAACCCCUUGUCAUUCUUUACUUAGUUCUACACUUCCCAGAGGUCUGGAAGUGUGGAAAAGUCUGACAAAGUAAGGAUAUUGUCGCACUUUUCCCCCAGUCAUGAACCCUUUGUCAUUCUUUACUUAGUUCUACACUUCCCAGAGGUCUGGAAGUGUGGAAUAGUCCGACAAAGUAAGGAUAUUGUUGCACUUUUCCCCCAGUCAUGAACCCCUUGUCAUUCUUUACUUAGUUCUACACUUCUCAGAGGUCUGGAAGUGUGGAAAAGUCCGACAAAGUAAGGAUAUUGUCGCACUUUUCCCCCUGUUAAGAACCCCUUGUCAUUCUUUACUUAGUUCGACUUUUCCACACUUCCACACCUCUGAGAAGUGUGGAACUAAGUAAAGAAUUACAAGGGAUUAGUGCCUGUGGGAAAAGUGCGACAAUAUCCUUACUUUGUCAGACUUUUCCACACUUCCACACCUUUGAGAAGUGUGGAACUAAUGAUGAAAAAGGAAAGUAGGGAUCUUGUGGCCAGCACUGGACAUUUGUGCUUUAAUUACUCCUAUAUAACUACAAAAUUUUAUUCUCAUGUAGACAACGAAUGUACAUACAAUUGAUUAUAUUUAAAAAGCAUUCGAUUGUCUGUAUCUAAAUUCCCAGUGCAAUGUGCUCUGUUCCUACCGAUUUCGUUGGACUAAAUCGAUGAAAAUGCAUGCUGUAUUCUGUAGAUACUUUCAUGGCAACAUAAAUUGAGCAAAAUCCUACCUAAUCGUAUUGAACACGAAGUUUUGUCUGAGUUUUUUUUUUUAUCAACGAAUGAGAUGUUUUAAUUUGCUUUCUUUAUUUCUGAAAAAAGUCUGUCAAAAUCCCCAAGGAUAGCUACCUGCAUUGAAGCAGUCAGCAGUCUGAAUAUUUUUGCACUAUAUACCUAUACCGUUUAUGGAUCCUUUAUAUUUUUUCGAAUGUAUCAAUGAAAGUAUCAAAUAUGAAAAAAAAAAGGUUUUCGCAUUGUAUAGUAUGUCGUGAGAAAUGUUUUUUAAACUUGAAGUUACAGUAAAUUAACUAGACCGCUUUUGUCAUAUAUAUACACAGGGCCGAUUCAAGAGCGGAUCAAUCCCCAUCGCCAGUUUUCAUUUUGAUGUGAAAUCGUAUUUAACUUCUUUUCGAGACAUAAUUCACUUUUGACUAGAAAUCCUUUUUUGUUGGUGUUCAAAGUUUCUGAGUUUUACAGUAAUGUUUUGGUUACAUGUAUAUUCAUCUACAGAUGAUGACUUUGGAGCAAUUCCCCUUAUCAGGCCUCAAGGCGUGCUGAAUCCAAAGCUGAAGACAGAGGUGCGGCGAUUAAUGGUGGGUUGGUUAUAGUUACUACUGAUAGAGCGGUUUUCACUUGACUGUCGAAAAGGGAUUGGUUUUGGUUUUGGUUUUGGUUUUACUACGCCCUUUGGUUGGCUAGUGUAUUUACUUUGGUUUUGAUUUUACGACAGUCAAGUGAAAACCGCUCUAUAAACAUUGUUAGUCAAAUUUUGCCACCACUACAUUUUUCAUUUUGUUCCUUUGCAUAAGACUCUAAAGCCACCAACCGGCCGAGUAUGAUGGAAUCCAAACUCCUCUUCAUUAAACUUUCAGGGCUAUUGUAAUUACUAAAAGUUAUGAAAACAUACCACCACAGAGAAAGUGUUUUGUCGUCUGACAAAUUAUGUAACCAUAACUCCAUUUUUUUUUUUUUUUACAAAAUUACGAUCAACUUUCAAAAAGAUGAAAUAAUAUAAAGUAAUUUAGCUUAAAUAUGUCGCUGCCCCUGACUGUGACUGUGAUUUAACAACAAGAUAGUUUUAUGGCUUCUGAGGAUCCCACUGGGUUAGCUAACGAAUUAAAUGAUUUCUUCACUUCCGUCGGCAGUAUUACUGCUCAAAAAGCCAGGGACUUAUCUUUACAUCAUGGACUUAAUGUAAAUUUGGAUGUGCCGACUCCUUUACACAUAUCCACCGACGUUAGCCCCGAAUUAUUCGUUCUCCAUCAAGUCACGGAAAAUCAGGUAGAAAGGGUGAUUAGAAGCCUACCAUCUAACAAAGCUCCUGGAAUGGACAAGAUAUCUUCUAGAAUUCUUAAAGACAGUUUACCCAGUACGCUAACAACAAUUACCCACAUUGUGAAUAACUCCUUUGUUACCAACACAUUUGCACGUGCAUGGAAAACAGCAGAGGUUACACCUAUUCUCAAAUGCGGUAAUCCAGAUGUCCCUAACAACUAUCGCCCCAUCUCAUUAUUACCAAUAGUCUCAAAAGUCACUGAAAGGUUGGUACAUGGACAACUUAUGGAGCAUCUAAUUAGAAAUAAUAAACUGGCAGCACAUCAGAGCGGAAAUAGAAAGCUUCACUCGACAGAAACAGCUCUGUUGUACGUUACAGAUCAGUUGCUCCAGGCUAUGGAUAACAAGAAAGUUUCCAUCAUGGUCUUAUUAGAUAUGUCUAAAGCAUUUGAUAGUAUUCGACACGACAUCUUGUUAUCCAAGCUACAAAAUCUCGAUUUUUCCCAGGGUGCGUUGGAUUGGUUUCAGAGUUACCUUUCUAACCGACAACAGUGCGUUCGAAUUGGUGACGCAGUUUCUAAAGUACUCCCACUUGAGUUCGGAGUUCCGCAAGGCUCUAUUUUAGGUCCGGUUUUGUUUACAAUCUAUGUUAACGACCUCCUUUCUGUUCCUAAACGUUGUCUAUCUGCCUCCUAUGUUGAUGAUUGUAAAUUGUAUUUGUCCUUUUCACCUGCCGAAUUACCCACGUCCAUCCUCGCCUUAAACGAAGAUCUUACGAGAAUAUCUCAGUGGUGCUGUAAAAACUCUCUUUUGAUUAAUCCGGACAAAACUAAGGUUCUAGCUGUUGGAUUACCACAACUUUUAAAGAAACUGUCAUCAUUCAGUAUAACACUUUUUGACAAGGAAAUAACACCUGUGCCUGUCGUUAAGGACUUGGGUGUUCUUCUCGACACACGCCUCAGUUAUAACCAACAUAUCACUGAGAUUGCCUCUAAAUGCCUUUUUAAAUUGUACCAAAUUAACAGAAUCAAGCACCUCCUGGAUAGGAAAACACUUCUGUUAGUAAUAAAUUCAUUUGUCUUUAGUAAACUCCAAUAUUGUUCAACUGUCUGGAGUAAUACCAGCAGCAGCAAUAUUGACAAGUUACAAAAAGUCCAAAACUUUGCUGGGCGAAUUAUUCUGGGACUAAGAAAGUAUGACCAUAUUUCGGAUGGGUUGCGAUCAUUGAAAUGGCUUCCUAUUAGAGAGAAACUCAUUCUAAAUGACGCUACUAUGAUGCACAAAUGUAUUAACAAGCUUGUUCCAGACUAUCUUGCUGAUAUGUUUAAAUCACGUUCUCAAGUCCAUAAUAGACAAACUCGAUCAUCUGGUGCUUUGGAUAUACCUUUAUGUCGCCUGUCAACAGGGCAGCGCUCCUUUGCUUUCAGAGGAGCCAAACUCUGGAACUCCUUGAAUGAUAACAUUAAGUCCUUAAAAUGCCCCAGGAAUUUUAGACGUCAUCUUGCAAAUGUUUUAUUAAGUUGAUAUAUUAUAUUAUUGAUAUAUAUUUUGUAAUUAUAAUAUUAUUGUAUUUACAUUCUCAAUUAAUUUAUGUAUUUGUAUUUUUUUAUUCUAUUGAGCUGAAAAGCCCACUUAGGGAGCAUCAAUAAAGUGUAUGUAUGUAUGUAUGUAUGUAUGAUCCUGAGGCAGAAAAGAGAUAUAUUUAUUUGUUUAUUAAUUAAAUACUUGCUUUUCUUUGGGCUGAAAUAUAUGAUCCCAUCUUGUUUCAAAGAUUACUGUGCAGAAGCGUCAACAAUAGAACACCUGUUCUAGAGACACGAGAAGAAAGCCGAGGUAAAUUGCCUCUUAGGUUUUGCUAUGUAAUUUAGUAGCUGCCUCUGAAGCAAAACAACAUGGUGUGUAUAUAGUACUUCAGUGGAGAGACAAUAUAUUUUAUAGAUUGUUAAAUAUCUCAUAUCUCUCAGAUUUAUUUAUUUAUUUUUGAAGCAACUGCAUCGCAAGACACUUUGAACAGGAUCUAUUAAGCACGAAACGAAUUUAAUUUGUUUAAAGCGCAAAAAAUAUUAAAACUGAUGAAAUGAAGAAACGGUAAAACGGACAACAAACGUUUGUUCCUAUAGACGUCAGGAAGUCCCAACUUCAGGUGUCUCACAGGAAUCAAUACUGGGUCCCCUCAUCUUUACAUAUACGUGGCAGACCAGCAAGAGACCCCCCAAUGUCCGUCUCACAAAUAUGCAGAUGAUACAACCUUCUUUCUGUAUCGCUUCUCUUAAUUAAGGGUGUAACUUGGAUGAUUGUGCUUCGGAAUUCUCUCCUUGAGGGCUAUUUGGCAGAUUACAAUUAUACUCUUAACGCGUCGAAGCCUAAGUGGAUGUUACUAUCUACAAAGCACAUGUCUCGAUUGCAUAGUUUGGAAUACAUCCCAUAAAAGAGUGUUUUUCAGUUAUUCUGCAAAACAAGUUUUACGGUUUUUGCCAGUUUAUUUUUACGCCGAUACAAUGUUUACAAGAUUUUAAGGAGAGUCUGGACCCUCUUGACUGUCCUGGCAAAAGCCCCCUGCUAAACGCUGAGUACGGCUUCCAGCGUCGGUAAUUUUGCUUGAUAUUUUGUGUGGAAGAGUAACAAAAAAAAAUGAAUGAAAUGUUAAUGUAUCUGAAAGCUUUCUACUUUUCCUUUUGAACAGUGUUACAAUGGAAAUCUGACAAGCUCACAAAGUGGCUAUACAAUUCCCUAA